GAUACGCCAACUACACGAUGCAGAUGGUUGCAAACGCCACGGGCCAUGACGUCGUCUGGAACCGCACUGGUCGUUGGCUUUCCGAGCUUUCCGAGGAGGAGCCAAGGGAGCUGCGCAAGCAGGAGCUUCCCCCCAGAGCACGCUACAUCAACAAGAUCCUGAUCUACCUGAACAAGGAGAUGGAGGUCGUGUGGAAUAUGAAGACCAUUGUCGACCGAAAGCGCUGGGGUGUCGGAAACGUCAUCACAUCCUCGCCCUAUGGCCCGCACGGCGAACACCCGGAGCGCUGGCGUGCGAAUGGCUCGUUUCCGUUUCCCACGCUACCGAACAGCACCAUUCUUCUGCAGGACAAGAAGAUCAACUUGGUGAUCCGCAUCAAGCCCGACAUUGAAGAGCACGAGAACAAGUACGCGAAGCAGCUCCAGGCCGACUACGAAUCCUUGGUUUACAACAUCAACGACGCCAGUCAGAAAAUCAGCGAUCUGCGGACCAGGCUCUGGAAGAUGGAAGAUUUUGCGCAGCAGUUCAUUGUCCUUCCGUCCGGUGUGUGGAACAAGAUCGUCAAAGCGCUGUUGGCAGAAGCACCGAACGAGGGUCUGCCGCCUGAGGAGGCGGUGCAGUUGUUAGAGCCUGUGCCCCAGUUUUGUAGUGCAGCGCAGAUCAGCCUGCUGCUGGAAGUCCGUGCAGACACCUUCAUUGGGUUGUUGCUGGAGUCCCUGUGCGACCUGCUCCAGCCGAGUUUAGCCACUGCCACAGUGCAGGCAAUUUGGUUUUCUUUUGACGGUGACUGGAGACGGCCGCCUCUCUUGGAACAGAUAGCCGGCAAAGCUGUGCAGCUCGUCAGCGAAAGGCCGCCAACGAGCGAACGGCCCCUGCCGGCCCACCUGUCCCAGCUCUGCUCGGCGGUCCUGACAAAGAUAAUUGCUGCGUUCAUCAGCGACACUCAGACCGCCGACAGCGACGAAAAGCUCGCAGCCAGCAAUGCAGAGCUGGAAAGGCUGCAGAAGCAGUGGCAGAUCCGGCGUUCUGUGUGGGAGCUGAUGGGAAAGAUCGAGGAGAGCCCAAAGAAGGCACGAGCGAUCUUUGAGAAGUCGGGCUUGGCCGAGGCCAUUCCGGUGCCCCCAGUCGGAGGCCUCGCAGCCGGGGAGCCUGGAACGGAGGAGUGGGUGCUCAAGCUGGUUUGGCUGCUCCGGACCGUGAACUUCGCGGUGCCUUACUCAGCAGUCGGCGAGUUCUUCGGUCAGCCGAAGGAGGACAGCGAGAAGGCUGUCACUUCUUUCGCCGAGACCUUCGAUUGGGGAGCAGCGGAUAUCGAGAAGGCCGGGUAUACGGGCUCGAGAGACAAGGACGAAAGUGGGGCGGGGGAGGAUGGACUCAGGGGUAAGCGCCGCCUCUCCUUGCAACGAGGCCUUGCGGAGCUUCCUUGA
Messenger RNA from Symbiodinium necroappetens, 1427 nucleotides. NCBI's taxonomy places the organism in Eukaryota, Dinophyceae, Suessiales, Symbiodiniaceae. The record is from the annotation of a GenBank genome assembly.